This is a messenger RNA of Leishmania braziliensis MHOM/BR/75/M2904, 996 nucleotides long. Its product is annotated as putative G-actin binding protein. The coding region runs from base 1 to 996 and encodes 331 amino acids. Gene Ontology annotation, molecular function: actin filament binding; actin monomer binding. Gene Ontology annotation, cellular component: actin filament; cytoplasm. The record is from RefSeq and is a predicted model, not a curated record. Gene Ontology annotation, biological process: barbed-end actin filament capping; actin filament depolymerization. NCBI's taxonomy places the organism in Eukaryota, Euglenozoa, Kinetoplastea, Trypanosomatida, Trypanosomatidae. The transcript has a single exon.
AUGCUACAAAUCGAGCUCUCCAUCGCGCCGGAUGCCCAGGCGGCGCUGGAGGAAUCGGGCAAGCACAACACUACCACGGUGGCUGUGCUCAUCACCAUUGAAAAGGAAGUGCUUCACUUGCUGGCGCCGCCAGUGUCCUUCAGCGGCGACGGGUUUGAGCAUGAUCUGACGACGACCCGUACAUUCCUGGAUGCGAAGAGCGUGUCAGCAGCGUACAUUGUGGUGCGCAGCGCACCGAGUACGCAACAUGUUGUCAUGUAUGUGAGUGACUCAGCAGCUGCUAAGAAUCGUAUGCUCUACUCCACUGGAUUACGGAGUGUGGUGGAGGCGACGCCUCAUGCGCAGAAGCAGACGAUUCAAAUCUCCUCCGUUAACGAGCUACUUCCGUCGCUGUUCGAGGCGGAGCCCAUGAACGUGCGGGAGGACUUGAUGACGGAGAGUGAGCGGCAUCGUGCCGCGAUUGCGCGAAUGGUGGUGGCACCCCAGCCAGUGGCUCUCCCCGGCGUGGCCAUCAAGAUGACUCCGGAGGCGAGCGAUAUGCUAUCACAGUUUGCUGGCGGCGCGGUGGACGUGGCCACGUUCAAGAUUGAAGCGGAGCAGCUUAAGCUGGACCAAGUGGUGAAGCAGCUGGGCGGGGACUUUAAUCAGGUGAAGUCCAUACUGACGGACACGGACCCCCGCUUCGUGCUCCUGCGCUACCCCUCGCCUAAGACGCAGCGCGCCGAAGCCGUCAUGGUGUACGUGUGCCCGCCUACUUGUAGUCCCAAAAUCAAAAUUCAGUACGCCUCGUCGGUCGCUGCCUUCCGUGAGCAGGCCUCGCACCACAAGAUCAAGUUUGCGCACAAGGUAGAGACCGACACCCCGUCGACGCUUGUGGAGGACGUGCACAGCGCCUUCGAGCCGUUCCCGUCUGGUGCCGCACGUGAGGCUCAAGGUGAAGCGCCGUCAUGUUCUUCGGUCUCGUCGGCACCGAAGGGCCACCGUAUGCUCAUUUGA